CAUGCUGCCCCCGUCGGCCUAGCGCCUAGCGCCAUGCUGUGUUUGCAUCUCGUGUUCGCCGCGUGCCUGGCGGUCACCAUAGCAGCCACCUCGCCCGCCGCUACUGAUACAACCACCAGCGCUCCCAACAAUGCCACGACACACGAAACCUCAACCAACUCCACUAAAGAAAUUCUUACCGUCAGCGAAACGGCAGACCCCGGUAAGGUGGAAAUCGUAAAACAAAUACGACGACUGAACGAGGACGGAUCAUAUACUAUCGGGUACGAGGCUGACGACGGCACCUUCAAAAUCGAGAGCAGAGAUGUCCUCGGGAACGUCAAGGGAACAUUUGGAUAUAUCGAUCAGGAUGGAGAGAUAAAACGCGUGACGUAUUCGUCGUCCGGCGACACCACCCCCGUCCCGGUAACGACGAGUACGACACCCAGCACGCCCACAAUGGUCGUCAGAGUCAACAAGACUAUUUCAUCGACAACUAGACGACCGUUGGCAACCGUCGUGUACCCCACAAGGAGCGGCAUCAGGGAGAGUGCAACUAGAGGAACUGUUAUACAGUCUAUACCCCGAAGACGGCCAGUGCCUACAAGACCAACGACUAAUCUCGAUGUUACCACUGAAAAAAUAGAAGAGACCACAAGUAAUAUCUUAAAUCUAUACAAAUCUAGAGAAGAAUCUAAGACUAGGACUCAGAUUUCGAAACCUACCUCAGCGACAGUCAAGGACGACUUAAUUACAAAACAAACGACUACGAAUUUACCAUCAACAGUGAAGCCGGUCCAUGAGCACAUCGACGAAGAUGAGCCCGAAGCGAACAAAGCGAAUACAAUACGUCGGGAAUUGCCUGGAACUAGCCCCAAUCUGCACAUGCUGAGUCUGCAGCAAUCGGUAGGAGAUGAUUCCACUGACGUAUAUGGCGGUCAUCAAUCUCACGGAUCGGUGCGUCCGCUCUUCACUACCACUACUUCGCGACCUAGGAUUCUCCCGCUCCAUAGCUUGGUCACUGCUCGACAAAAGUUGCAGCGGCACUACCAAGAUGCUGCAGAGGAGCAGGAAACAACGGUGGAAGCCAGUACAGGUCGGGUUUUCGAUCAACAAAGUGUUGUUACAACGAAUCCCGUCCCGGUUGUCCAUAUACAAACACACAGAGAUACAGACGGCAGACUAUACCAGGAACCGAUUUACCGAAGACCCCAACCCACUGUUCACUUCAGGACCGAGGAAUAUUUGCGAGACAAUCCGGGAGCACCGGUACCUAUUGGGAAUCAGCGGCCAUUUCUUCACUUUGAGUACCCCGAAAAAGUACUGGAGCAACAGAUAGAAAAGGAAACGCCCAUAGCUCAUCCAACUAAAAGCACAGCGGAACCAGUGACGAUUCCGUAUGAUAUGAGACCUGUCGGUAGAAUUAUUCCUAUCCCAGUGGACGAGAGAGGUGUUCCUAUUCAAGGAUACCAAGCCCGAUUCGUCAACCCGUACCGAUCUACGCCUACACCGGUCGUGUACCAGCAGAGAUACGACCCACUCGAAGAAAUGAACUCAAUACAAGCGCCAGUGAGCACGAGAGAUUUAAAACGCCUCCUUCAGAUUUUGAUACUUCGUCAGAAUCGCUUACAAUCUCUAAUGGAUCAGAUCGUAGCUCCUGGUCCUCCGUACCAGCCGCUGCCGGUCUACCGGCAGAAUAUCGACUACAAUCGUCACCAGAUGGCGCGACGGUACAUGGAUGAAGAUCAAUAUGACUACAGAUACGACCAGCAGCAACAGUACAGGCAAGACGUGUACUCGAAUCAGAUGAACUACGACAGCAAUCUGUACGAGAGCCAGCGGUACGUGCCGAGGAGGAGGCUGUACUCUCGGCCGUACGACGCGACUGGCUCGUCUUCGAAUAACAUCGAAGAGACGCCAGAGUACUUGCCGGCUGACAUCCGCGAGGCGUUACUGCUGAAGAUGCUGAUGCUGGCCAUCAACCCCGACUUCAUGCCGACGCCAGCGCCCUCUACCGAGCUGACGACGGCCGCACCCACACGGAAGCAGGUCAGGAACGUGCAGAUCCUCGGUGAGGAGGGCUCACAGGCGAAGCCCGUGCAUAGACAUUAGGUUAGUUCUUUUACUUUUAGGUUUAAUUUACAAGUGAUAUUUUAGUACAAUUCUC
This is a messenger RNA of Papilio xuthus (Asian swallowtail), 2146 nucleotides long. RefSeq lists its product as uncharacterized. NCBI's taxonomy places the organism in Eukaryota, Metazoa, Arthropoda, Insecta, Lepidoptera, Papilionidae. The transcript has a single exon. The record is from RefSeq and is a predicted model, not a curated record. Gene Ontology annotation, molecular function: structural constituent of chitin-based larval cuticle. Bases 34 to 2091 code for a protein of 685 amino acids. Gene Ontology annotation, cellular component: chitin-based extracellular matrix.